UCCCGGCGAAAGGAGCCUCAUUUGGGGGGGGACGAGUGAGAGAGUUAUUUAAAGAUGGCGGCGGUGGCGGCAACGGUCAGCCGAAGGCGACUUUUGUGAGGCGGAGGUGACUUAAAAAAAAGAGGGGAAAGGAAAAGAGAAGGUUCCCCGGGACGGCGAAAAAGAGGCGAAGGGAGGAAGAAAAAGACGACGACGGUGGUGGCGGCGGCGACUCUGCUGCUGAGCCUUCCUUCCUCCCACAGGCCCGGUUUCUUCCCCCCCACUUUGGUGAGGGAGGAGGCGACCAAAAGUGAGCCCUAGAGAAAGAGAAAGCGCGGCAGGGACACGCCGGGCAUGGCCCAGAUUGAAAGAAGAAAAGGACACCUACGUGCGGCCAGUGAAGAUGCUCUUUACCUCGACAUCAGCUAUUUAAGCUGAAUGCAUUGUGAUUUCCAGUAAUUGAGACAGUGGUUCUGAAAGCUGUCUACAUUAAUGAAAAGAACAAUGUAGUCAGCUUAAUUGUAUCAUCAAGUUUUGCAAAUUGAAUAGAGCAUGACAGAUCCUCUCUUGACGGACUUCUGCAUGUUAGGAGUAUAGAUUUAUUUACUUUUUUUUUAAUUUAAAGCCUUGUUGUUUGUAAGUUUUUAAGUAUGGAAAAUUACGAAAGUGCACCUCCCCUUCCAAAAGAGCCAGCAACAGAAGUGAAUGUGGAGAACCAUUCUUGUCCCCCACCAUUGCCGCCUAAUGAACAGCCUCCACCACCUCCCCUGCAAACGUCCAGUGACGCAGAGGUAAUGGACGUUGGCUCUGGUGGUGAUGGACAGUCAGAUACCCCUGCUGGGGACACACAGACUGUCGGCAGGACACAGCUUCUCACAAAAGGAUCUUCAUGCUACAAAAGUCGUCUUAUCAUAGAUCCUAAUAGUGACCAAAGCCCAAGGACUGCUCGUCAUGCGCCUUCAGUUAGAAAGUUCACCCCUGAUCUUAAGUUGCUUAAAGAUGUAAAGAUAAGUGUUAGCUUUACAGAGAGCUGCAGAAGUAAAGACAGAAAAGUUCUGUACACUGGAGCAGAGCAAGUCUAUGAGACAGAUUCAGAUUUAGGUAUUAAUAAUGUCAAUGGGGAUGUGCAUGCUUGUCCUCUUGCUGGGGGUAGUAAUGGUCAAGCUGCAUGUGUAGGUGGUGAAAACGAUGACAAAAAGGAGGAUGAAAAUGAUGUAGAUCAGGAAAAGCGAGUGGAGUAUGCAGUUCUGGAUGAUUUAGAAGAUUUUACUGACAAUUUGAUGGAAAUAGAUGAAGAAGGAGGGUUUACAUCUAAAGCAAUCGUUCAGAGAGACAAAGUGGAUGAAGAAACAUUGAACUAUUCUUAUGAGGAUGAAUUUGAUAAUGAUGUGGAUGCUCUGCUGGAAGAAGGCCUCUGUGUUCCUAAAAAAAGGAGAAUUGAUGAGAAAUACGGAGGGGAGAGUGACCACCAGUCUGAUGGAGAAACUACUGUGCAACCAAUGAUGACCAAAAUCAAAACUGUUCUUAAAAGUCGUGGCCGGCCUCCUACAGAGCCUUUGCCUGAUGGAUGGAUCAUGACAUUCCAUAAUUCAGGCAUUCCUGUAUAUCUGCACAGAGAAUCCAGAGUUGUUACCUGGUCCAGACCUUAUUUCUUGGGAACAGGAAGCAUAAGGAAACAUGAUCCUCCUUUGAGUAGCAUUCCUUGUUUGCAUUAUAAGAAAAUGAAGGAAAAUGAGGAAAGGGAACAAAACAAUGACAUAACCCCAAAUGGUGAGGUGUCGCCUGUAAAACUCUUAGAUAAGUCUGUAGAAUUGGACUGCCAAACAGAGGAGCCGGACUCCACUGCUGCCGAUUCUGGGACUUUAGAAGAGAGAGACCCCUUGGGGGGAGAUGCAGCACAAGGAGCCUUAGGUCAAGUUAAGGCCAAAGUUGAGGUGUGCAAAGAUGAAUCUGUAGAUCUUGAAGAUUUUAGACAUUACCUUGAAAAACGUUUUGAUUUUGAACAAGUAACUGUAAAAAAGUUCAGAACCUGGGCUGAGAGACGGCAGUUCAACCGUGAGAUGAAGAGGAAGCAAGCAGAGUCUGAGCGCCCAAUUUUGCCAGCCAAUCAGAAACUUAUUACCUUGUCUGUACAAGAUGCACCCACAAAGAAAGAGUUUGUUAUUAAUCCCAAUGGGAAGUCUGAAGUUUGCAUUCUGCAUGAAUAUAUGCAACGAGUACUGAAGGUUCGACCUGUUUACAAUUUCUUUGAAUGUGAGAACCCAAGUGAGCCUUUUGGAGCCUCAGUUAUUAUUGAUGGAGUGACUUAUGGGGCAGGAACCGCCAGCAGCAAGAAACUUGCCAAAAAUAAAGCUGCCCGAGCAACACUGGAAAUCCUCAUCCCUGAUUUUGUUAAACAGACCUCUGAGGAAAAGCCCAAAGAUAGUGAGGAACUAGAGUAUUUUAACCAUAUCAGUAUUGAGGACUCACGGGUAUACGAACUGACCAGUAAGGCUGGACUCCUAUCUCCAUAUCAAAUUCUCCAUGAGUGCCUUAAAAGAAAUCAUGGCAUGGGUGACACGUCUAUAAAGUUUGAGGUGAUUCCUGGUAAAAAUCAGAAGAGCGAAUAUGUGAUGACAUGUGGAAAGCACACUGUGCGUGGUUGGUGUAAAAACAAGAGAGUCGGAAAACAGUUGGCUUCUCAGAAAAUACUUCAGUUGCUUCAUCCACAUGUGAAAAAUUGGGGCUCUUUGUUGCGCAUGUAUGGUAGAGAGAGCAGUAAGAUGGUUAAGCAGGAGACGUCGGAUAAAAGUGUGAUAGAGCUUCAGCAGUAUGCCAAAAAGAACAAGCCAAAUUUACACAUACUGAACAAGUUACAGGAAGAAAUGAAGAAACUAGCAAAAGAAAGGGAGGAAACAAGAAAGAAACCCAAGAUGACAAUUGUUGAAUCUGCUCAGCCUGGCAGUGAACCUCUGUGUACUGUUGAUGUGUGACCAGAAAGUGUAACAAUUGGGGAGCAAUAAAUCAAGUGAAGAAAACUAAUUUUUCCAACUAUUUAAUUAAGAAUUGGUUUGCUUCACAGUGCAAAAUAAUGUAACAAUCCAAGCAGCUUCAAAUGUGCAUUCUUCUUUUGCAUCAUCAGGAGGAUAGUAUUAGACUUGGUAUUUUUUAAACUUCCCAAGGCAUACAUUAUUGAAGAGAGCAAAAAUCUGGGAGGGCCAAUGUGUAGAAUGUGGGUAGCAGGCUUGUUCAUGCAGGAUAAGGUUAAGUAAGCAUUUCCCCAUGUAUCCAUGCUGUCUUGAAUUGCUGUUUGAAAAUAAAACUCAGAAUGUCUUUGUAAAGAGUGGAACGAAUGUAUAACAUAGGAAUACAGCUGUGCAGCCUCUUAUAUGAAUAUGCUGACAAUUUUUUUAAGGAGCUUUCUUGCAUUUCAGCACAGAAUAAUAUGCACUGAUCAGACACUUUUGACAGCUGUAUCAAAACAAGCAAUGCCGUGAAGGUUAGGCCAGUAGUUUUGAUUGUUCUUUUUUUAAAGGUUUAGGAACAUUUAAAAUUUGUCUCCACAGUAAGACUAUUCCAUGGCAGUGUUGAGCACCAAAGUGUCUGCCCUUUAAUAGUGUGUGUGUGUCAUUUUGAAAGCAGAUGAAGCCGUGAAGGUUAACAUUUAAGAGAAGGAGAAAAUUACGUUUUGAUUUGCCUGACACAAUGCACUUGGUUGUCUCUGGGUGUAGGGGGGGGGCGAGUGCGGCUGCCCUGCCAUCUCCAUCAUACGGGUGCCAAGAGGCACCAGAAUAAUCUGAGAAUUUGCAACAGCAGUGCGUUGUAACUUGCUUCUUCUGCCAUUAAAAAAACAACCGCUGUGUGGGCAGAUACAGAGGUUUCCCAUAGAAUCCUCUACAAUAUAAUUUUAUUUAACCCAGCUGGAUCUAAUUAAGAUUUUAUUGUGGGAAUGGUUCUAGAAAGUAUUUGGAGGCCUGGCUUGAUUCUUUGAGAUUAGGGAAAAAAUCACUGGAGUAAUUUUAAUUUGUCCUUAAAAAUUGUCACUGACUUCGUUUUACUACAUGUUUAGCAUUUGCAGAGUAGUUUCUGCUGUGGGAACUAUAAGAAUGUAAACUGGAGUACAUCAGGGAGGUCUUCUAUAAGACUUGAAUAAGUUGUAUUGAAAUGAAAUAAAGAACAUGGAUAUGCAA
Messenger RNA from Pogona vitticeps (central bearded dragon), 4148 nucleotides. RefSeq names its product DGCR8 microprocessor complex subunit (gene DGCR8). Lineage: Eukaryota; Metazoa; Chordata; Lepidosauria; Squamata; Agamidae. The record is from RefSeq and is a predicted model, not a curated record. Gene Ontology annotation, biological process: primary miRNA processing. Gene Ontology annotation, molecular function: heme binding; identical protein binding; primary miRNA binding. Gene Ontology annotation, cellular component: microprocessor complex.